AUGGGCGCUCAGGGGUUCCUCUGCUCGUGCCCGCACAAGUUCCAGGGCUCCAAGUGCCAGACGCCCGUGGUGGCCUGCAGCACAGGUCUCUGGUGUGCCAACGGGGGCAUGUGCGUGUUCUCAGAGGAGGCCAACGCCACCAUCUGCAAGUGCCCUUCUACCCAUACGGGCGCCAGCUGCCAAACGCUUGUUGAGGCGCAGGAUUUCGGUCCAUCGGAGCAGCUGAGGACCAACUUCACGUCGCCGCUCGUCAUUCCAUCCAACUCCACGCUCGAUUUGAUAGUGGACGAGCGGGACAAAUAUUUCCACACCUUCUUCGCCCUCCUUGGAGCUUUGGUGUUUGUGUGGGUAGUGUCUCUCUGCUUCGUGUACCACUCGCGUGAGCGCAGGCGCAGCAGCAGAGCCAUUGCUGUGGUCGGGAACAAGCAGCACGUGUCGGGCAGGGAUUUUGGCCCGGCUGAAGGUCCCGUGGUGUAUACGUCCUCUUCCUCCUCUGCUGUUCUCUCCUCUGUUCCGGUUCGCCGGAAUCCCAGUAGCGGCAUUAGUGGAAGCAGCAGCAGCAACAACAUUGCUGUUUCAAUCGCCAUGGGUAAUGCUGCUGGAAGCAUUGGUAGUAGAUAUGUGCCUCCAGAAAUCACACGAGAUAUGGGUAAUGGAAGCGGUGGGGACAGUAUUGGAGAGCACCGCGAUGCAACAGAUGUGGAGGUGGCAGCACUAUUUGCUGUCCCAUCGAUGGAGCAGAACAUCCUAUCAGGGUUAGACCAGAGCCUGCGUGGUUCCAUGCAAAACCAUUCCGGGCAGUUCGGAAUGCCGAACCAGGCGGGCCAGUUCGGGAUGCCAAACCAAGCUGGGCAAUUCGGGAUGCCGAACCAGGCCGGGCAGUUCGGGAUGCCGAACCAGGCCGUGCAGUUCGGUAUGGCGAACCAAAGCGGACAGUUUGGAAUGGCGAGUCUUAACGGGCAUUCGGGAGUCGCAGAACCGGCAAGGCAUCUGGGAUUGGGGGAGCCGACGAGGCUGUCCGGGUCGCCGGAUCCCGCCAAGCAACGAGCGAUGUCCGUUCAAAUGGAAGCGUGGGGUUCCUCCGCCCAGCGGUCCGCCCCACCAGUCGCUGCUCCGCCAUUGGCGGACGGGCAGUUGACUCAAGUGCCCUUGGACAACCCGGCGAGCCAGGAGCGCGCAGCAAAAGACCAGCAGCUGCACGCCACGGAGACGAGUCUGAGGACCAAGGAGGAGGAGCUGAGGAGGAUGCAGGAGGCGGUGGAGAAACGUGUGGCGCAGCAGGUGACGCGCGUUGAGCAGGAGGCGAAGAAGCUGGAGCAGCUCAGGAAGGAGUUGGAGACGAUAGAAGACCCGACCAAGAAGGAGGUGGCGGAUUUACGGAAGCGGAUUGAGCUGGUGGAUAGGGAGCUGAGGCCCAUGCGGGCUCUGGUGGAGAGGAAGGAGAAGGAGCUGAAGGAUGCGACCACAGCCUACAACAACAAGAACGCCCAGAAGUCAGAGCUGGUUGGGAAGCUCUUCGAGAUUGUGACGGAGAGCGAGCGGCAACGGCUGGCCAAGUUGGAAGAAAUCACAUCGCUGCUGACGCAGAUGGAACGGAAAGAAGGGGGGCAGUGA
This is a messenger RNA of Closterium sp. Yama58-4, 1614 nucleotides long. NCBI's taxonomy places the organism in Eukaryota, Viridiplantae, Streptophyta, Zygnematophyceae, Desmidiales, Closteriaceae. The record is from the annotation of a GenBank genome assembly.